Molecule: messenger RNA, 1076 nt
Organism: Oryza sativa Japonica Group (Japanese rice)
Lineage: Eukaryota; Viridiplantae; Streptophyta; Magnoliopsida; Poales; Poaceae
Product: carnosic acid synthase-like
Molecular function (GO): iron ion binding; heme binding; oxidoreductase activity, acting on paired donors, with incorporation or reduction of molecular oxygen
Source: RefSeq, a predicted model, not a curated record
UGUCACGGUGUCACCUCACAUCAAAUCAGAAAACGCACACCCUUCAAGAGGGAAUGCUUUAUAUUUCCAUAUAGAGAUCGGCAGUGUUCCAAAAGUCCAGUGUUCCAAAAUCAAUGGCCAUCUUCAUCGGAUGCAUCUGUUCACUUGCACUCUUGCUGCUCUGCUCCCAUGUAUUCCAGCUUCUCUCAGACGCUCGCCGCCCUCUCCCACCGGGCCCGAGGCCGCUUCCGGUCAUCGGCAACCUCCUCGACGUCGCCGGUGAGCUCCCGCACCGCUCGUUGUCGCGCGUCGCACAGCGGUACGGCCCGCUGGUGACGCUCCGCCUGGGCACCACGCUCGCCGUCGUGGCCUCCUCGCCGGCCACGGCGCGCGAGGUCCUGCACAGGCACGGCGCCAGCAUCACCGACCGCGGCACGCCGGACGCGUGGCGCACCGACGGGCACGAGACCAACUCCAUCUUCGCGUUACCGACGCGCCACCACCGGUGGCGCGCGCUGCGCCGGCUCGGCGCCGAGCAGCUGUUCUCGCCGCGGCGGGUCGAGAAGCAGCGCCCGCUGCGCCGGGACGCCGUGCGCGGCCUCCUCCGCCACGUGUCGGAGCUGGCUGCGGCGUCCGGCGGAGGCACAGGCACGGCGGUGGUCGACGUCGGGAGGGCGGCGUUCGCGGCCAUGGCGAACCUGCUGUUCGGGUCGCUGUUCUCGGUGGGCAUCGACGCCGCGACGUCGUGCCGGUUCCGCGACGCGGCGCGGGAGUUCGCGCUGCUGACGCUGACGCCCAACGUGUCGGAGUUCUUCCCGGUGGUGGCCAUGGCCGAUCUGCAGGGCCUUCGGCGAAGGACGGCGAGGCACAUCACGUGGAUGUACCAGCUGAUCGACGGCCAUGUCGAACGGCGGAUGCGUGGCCGGGAAACAGCCGGUGCGCUCGGGGAGAAGGAGAAGGACCUGCUUGAUGUGAUGCUGGACAUAUCGGAGAAACAGGAGCAGAGUGACGACAGCCUCACCAUCAACCGGGGUGUGAUAAGAGCAUUUUUGGCCGUAAGUAUAUAUAUGGAGUAUGGGCCUAUUUAGUUCACGAAA